AUGGCUAAGCGUGGUGCGUUACGGGACUGGAGAGUACCGAUAAGCGUGCGGCGGUUAUUUGCGGUGUGCGCGUGGGCAUGCGCGCUGGUCGUGGCCGUCGGGGCGGAUGCUCACGCUGACGUCGACACAUCUACUGGCCUUGGCGAUAACACCUUAACAAACUCUGUCAUUGAAGAACCAGAAUUUACGGACGUGAUUCAGAAUGUAACAGUGCCUGCCGGUCGAAGCGUUCGCCUUGCUUGCUCUGUGAAGAACCUUGGCUCUUAUAAGGUGGCUUGGAUGCAUUUUGAGCAGUCUGCCAUUUUAACAGUCCACAACCACGUAAUCACGCGUAAUCCGCGAGUAAGUGUGACCCAUGAUAAGCACCGUACUUGGUUUUUACACAUAUCCGACGUGCGAGAGGAAGACAGAGGGCGCUACAUGUGCCAGAUUAACACUGUCACGGCAAAAACACAGUUCGGAUAUCUGCACGUUGUAGUGCCUCCGUCAAUCGACGACUCGUUGAGCUCAAGCGACGUUAUCGUCCGAGAGGGCGCGAACGUCACUCUGACGUGCCGCGCUAAUGGCUCUCCUAAGCCUACCAUUAAGUGGAAACGAGAUGACAAUUCGAAAAUUUCUAUUAGUAAAGGACACUCAGUGUCUGAAUGGGAAGGCGAAGUACUGGAAAUGGCACGAAUCUCGCGACUGGAUAUGGGGGCGUAUUUGUGUAUUGCCAGCAACGGAGUGCCGCCUACUGUUUCAAAAAGAGUCAAAGUUAGCGUUGACUUCCCUCCAAUGCUCUGGAUACCACAUCAACUGGUCGGUGCACCCCUCUAUUAUAACGUCACAUUAGAAUGUUUCACUGAGGCUCAUCCUACUUCCCUUAACUAUUGGACUCGAGAUGAUGGUCAUAUGAUACACGAGAGCCCUAAAUACCAUAUGGAAAAUACCGUAGGAGUUCCGGCCUAUAAAACUCAUAUGAAAUUGCUUAUAAGACACAUUGAAACUGAAGAUUAUGGAACAUAUAAGUGCGUAGCAAAAAAUCCAAGAGGAGAGUCCGAUGGAACUAUAAGAUUAUACACUUCUUCACCACCAACUACUACGCCAGAUCCAAGGGCGAUAACUCUACCUCCACCGUCGCGACCUCCUCGGCGCGAUACGCCACUAGUAGAUAAAGGAACGAAGUAUCAAUCGAACUUGAACGAGAUCGAUAAGGGGAAGCAAAAGUCUGACGAGGGUGGCGGGAAGACGCAUCUCAACUGGGUGGGUGGUGCAUCGCAGGUCACAGAUAAAGCGUACUGCAGCAGAAGCCAUCCAUGGAUUUUAUGUAUAAUCUAUAUAUCAUUGUAUGUUUUACAAUUGUUU
This is a messenger RNA of Brenthis ino (lesser marbled fritillary), 1344 nucleotides long. Lineage: Eukaryota; Metazoa; Arthropoda; Insecta; Lepidoptera; Nymphalidae. The record is from the annotation of a GenBank genome assembly.